AUGGAUGCACACAAACUUAGUCCCACCCUCUCUAGAACUACCCGUACCCUACCUCGCCUUGGAGGCUUGGGCCAUCCUUCGUUACGGCGAAGCUUGAAUAAUUCUCAGGGGAGCACCGCUGCCUCGAUCUCGAUCAAAAAACGUGGUAUGAACGCCGGGCCAGCAGCGAAUUCUAACGUGGUUGGAGGAAGAAGAGUGAGCGUUGUUAGUAACGCGAGCAAUGCGAGCUUCGCCUUUGGGUCGUCCGUCGGGCCAUCGUCAGCUAUUCCCGGAGGUAAUCCAAUGUCCAAGUCAUCCAACAGGAAGAGUUUGGCCGAGCAGCAAUUAGAAAUGAUGUCUGGAGCUGCAUCCGGCAAUCGGAUCGGGACUGUCAACUCAGAAAAAGUUGGACAUCUCAUCGGCUUGGACCGUGAGGCUGGUGGUGGGUUUGACGAAUGGUUUGAUGGGAUCAUGGAUUCGGAACCUAGUGAUCGAAAAAUUGAUGGGCAUUUGGCUGAUCAAGCUUUGGAGCCCGAAUUCGUAAUCCAGACUUUAGAGACCGUAGAAAUCCCAGGUCGGCUAACUGCAGAAGAACUUCCGUCAAUUCAUGCUACUGUCUAUGACUCUCGGGGACCAACUGCCUAUCUGGCAAUUUGCAUUCCCACCAGAGCAACAGUAUACGUGUUUCGGAUGACCAGGACUCGAAAUUCAAUUUUCAUCAGGUCGGUCGGAAAGCCAUGGGAAGGGACAGCUAUCGGGGCUGUCUUGUGUAGUAGACCCAAUGUUUACGACCUUUUCAAAUUUUCGAAUUCAACUGGACUCGUGGACAUCGUUUCUGCCGAUUCAGCUUUCUUACAUCAAUUCUCUCACCCUGACACGGUUUGGUCAGCUGAACGUAGUGUCAAGUCAUCGGUUAGCUAUCAUGUGGAGUUCAUAUCACCGCUAGCAACAGUCAAACAUCAAUCAGGUGCCACGCCCAAAGUGAUUCGUGCAGAUCUCAAAAUAUGGCCUUCAAAUCCCCUCAUCCGCAAAGUUUUCCAAGUUUUAUCUGAAGAGAUCGGGAAUAUUCAAGCUUGCUAUCUUGUUCAACGCUACAUCAAGCACAAUUCCGCCUUCAAGUCGACCAUCGAUUGCUUAGAUGCAGUCUUGUAUGAAGCUUUAAUAGGAGAAGAAGUGCAACAAGCCAAGAAAAAUGGCGAUGAUUCAUCGAAUCCUGAGCCUGAAUUGGGGAGCAUCGUCAACCAAAUUAGUGGGCUGAGUUCUGACCCAGCGUUGAACCACCUCAGGGCAAUAAGACGACUAAAGCAGCCUAACCCUCCUCACCAAACUGAUCAUUCGCAAACAAAGCCUCCGGGUUCUCCCAAAAAGCGUCGAACGCAGCCGGUCUUCGGUCGGGGCUUGCCACUCAAUCCUCAGCUCAAGACCAAAGUCAUGAUCGGCUUAGCUAAACUGUAUGCUGACCUGAAAGCAUCGAUGUCUUGUCUAGAGCAGCAUGUCACGUUGGGAAAGAUAUUGCUGAAGCUGUCAAGCUGUUUAGGUUGGAUUGACUGGUCAGACAGCUUGAAGCGAUCGCUCAAUGGGACCAUCGAUGCAACAUUCAGUUUCUCUGCUUCUUAUACAGGCAAGUUGGAAGAACCCAAAAUGCCAGACCUGUGCGACCACCUAGACCGCAUUCGUCUUGCCAUCAACUCUCCGUUUGACGAAUUGUUUGAAAAAAGUGCCGAUGAUUUGAAUCCAGGUCAAGUCUAUCAAAGACCGAAUGUGGGCUUCUACGGGGGCCCGGAAAGUUGCCAACUGACCAAACAAAUUACGAAAUUAUACCGGAUUCUAUUCAAACCCGAUCAAAGCCUGCUACAGGCCGCCAAAGGUGUCUUGAUCGAGAUUGAUCGGUUUGGAUGGGGACUCGAUGAACUCGAUGACUUGUGGUUUGGGAUCGCAGUGCCAUUGAAGGAAGCGCUAAGAUAUUGUCAAUAUCGCGCCCCACAGGGGCUAUCCGCUCGGUGCUACCAACUUAUGGGACGACCUGAUCUUGCUAUGCUGACGGAACAGGCGAAUGAAACAGUCGCCAAAGAUCUUAAAGUGAACGCUCGACGUCCUGCCCUACGGUCAAAUUCAUCUUUCCAUAUCACUACUCAGCCUCCACCGUCAAUCUCUCAAUUAUGUGCUGCCGCAGUUCCAAUUGAAGACCCAGUCUUUCCUCCAGCAGAACUCGACUUCCACUCUUUGGAAGAAGCGUCCCCCGAUCACAGCGUGGCCGCGCGAUUCAGUGAUGAUAUGAGGAUAAUCGAUGCUGCUAAAAUGCUGAACUACACCAGAGAGGUGAAAGUGAAAAUGCAUGAAUCAAUUGCAGAAAUGACAAGCACCGACGUCGCGCGGCAUUACUCUAGCUUUUUCGUCGGCAUCAUCAGGAGGACAAUGUCUUUACCUUUUGGAGGAGCGUGUUUUUGGUACAAAACUGAUUCUAACGUUGCUGCUAAUGUUCCGAUGAUCAAGCUAGACAUCAGAAUUUCAUCGCCAGCCAUAUUGAUUCAACCAGACCUCGCAAAAGUUGAACCACUUGCAUGGCCACGUUUCCAUGCAGGCGUAGCGGCGGGAUUGAGUCUAUCAGUUAGACCAGAAGAGUUUGAUAGCUCUCAGAUCUCACUUGCUCGUCCGGAAGAACUAGACGACCGACAUGCGGGUUAUCUAUUAGGACUCGGUUUGAAUCAACACUUACGUUCAAUCAAUCGUGUACAAAUCUUUCGGUACCUUGAAACAAAACACGAGAUGACCUCAAUCGGCGUCCUCUUAGGCUUAUCCUCGGCCUUCAUUGGUACCGCUGACCCACGUGUCAGCAGUAUCAUUGCGGCGCAUGUGCCAGCCAUGCAUCCCACCGAAUCCAUUCAAUUACAAGUUAGUCCGUUGACUCAAUCGGCGGGCUUUGUCAGCUUUGGCAUAUUGCACUUAGGUACAGCUAAUAGAAGAUUAUCCGAUGGUAUGUUGAGGGAAAUGGGAAGGACAUGGCGAGUUUUGACGGAUACGCCUGAUGGCUGUCGAGAGUCAUACACGCUUUGUGCGGGGAUCGGUUACGGACUAGUGAUGCUGGGAAAAGGAACGGAAUCUGAUACUCCAGCGCACAAGGACCUGAUGCGAACUUUCAAAAGUUUAAUUCAGGGAGAUGGGGCUCAUCCUUUGCCGGGCUUGAACCAACCUACGACGACGAUCGACGUUUCGGUGACGAGCCCAGCGGCAACCCUUGCAUUGGCCUUGUUGUAUCUAAAAACUGGAAGGUCUGAGGCCGCCAUGUUGUGCGAGAUUCCACAGACACCAGCCCGGUUGGAAUACAUCAGACCGGACCUAUUGAUGAUCAGAACGCUAGCUAGAGGUCUGAUAAUGUGGCAGUCUAUCAAGGUGGACAUGGAUUGGAUGGAAUCCUUUGUCCCGCCAGUCAUCCUCGAAGCCAUCGAACGGGCUGAGAAACAGAAGAAAAAACUCCGGGCCGAUUGGGAGAUGUCUUACUGGUCCAUCAUCUGUGGAGCAGCAUUAGCAAUGGCUCUGAAGUAUGCGGGAUCCGCUGAUUGUGCUGUUCACUCAACAUUGUUGACACUUUAUGAUCGACUGUUCAAGGCUAUCUCGAAACCUGCUUUGCAUGUGCAAGCGAAAGUUCGCAGAACUUGUCUCCGAUCUUGCCACAAUGUUGUCACGUUAGGACUUGCUAUUGUUAUGGCCGGCACGGGAGAGUUGGAAAUACUUAAGCGAUUACGAUUAGCGCAUGGAAAUACAACAGAGACAACUGGUUAUGGCACUCAUGUCGUCACUCAUCUUGCGCUUGGGUUACUGUUUCUAGGCGGGGGCCGUUACACCUUCAACACUUCAGACCGAGCAGUGGCCUGUUUGUUGUGCGCAUUGUAUCCCAUUUUCCCUAGUAGGACUGACGAUCAUGUUCACCAUCUACAAGCAUUGCGACACCUGUGGGUUUUGGCGGCAGAGCCAAGAUGUUUGGUUGCUCGUGACGUUGAUCGAAAAGGGGAACUGAUCUUUUUGCCCGUUAAGCUGAAGAUGCAAGAGCAACCGUCUGGAUCUCAUACUCCCUCAAGCUCGGUUGACAGAGAACCACAAAUGGAUGUUGAACCGCCAAUUCCGGUCCGAGAAAAACUCAAAUCAAAACUCCUGACCGCCCCAACCUUAGUCCCUGAGAUGGAAGUGAUUCAAAGCGUGAAGGUGGAAUCCCCAAGAUAUUGGCCGUUUGUUUUAGACCUUGCUACCAACUCGUAUCACCGGAAUUAUUUCUCGAAAUCGUUGAGCUUGUGGGUCAAACGAAAAGUCGGACAUCUGAGUUACUCACAAGAUCCAAAGGGAGCUAAGAGUAUCGCGAGUCGAGGACGAGGCGCAGAAGAGAUGAUGACGUGCGAGAUCGAUCAUUUUGGGCUCAGAUCACGAGAGAUCCGAAAGGCCAUGAAGUCAAGGUCAAUGGCUGAACAGCCCGUGAUGGGCCACGAGAGUCCUGAAAACCUGUACGAGCUGAUUGAAGGGUUCGAUUUGGACGAACAAUCUAUUGGUUUGGUCGAUUAUCUUGGCUCAUUGACUCCACCCAGAAGAAAAGAAAAUGGGAAUCGAUCGGGGGUUGAUCUAUCGGCUUACGCUUCAACCGCUUUACUACAAUGUCUAUUAGAGGAUAAGCUCGAAGUCUUCCCGACCUAUCUGGCUCUCUUUGCUUGCUCGAAAACUGCGGUCGAUUACCAGACCCGAUUAGCUACCCAAUACAUACCAGACCAACAGUGGCAGAUCUCGAACUUGGUGAGGUUUUACGGCGAUGAUCAAUGUCUCAAUGAGAUCGGAUCGAAGUUUCCUUCGUCCUCUUCGUUUUCAAGUUCAACUCUCUUGGAUAGAAACUUGUUAAUCCAGAUCCAACAUUACCAUCAACAAGAACUGAUGGAGUGGGCCGAUAGUCUCCAAGGCAGUCAACUGAUCCUCAAGUAUUUUAAAUCUGAUGGCGAACUGAUUCAGUCCCCUUCGAACAAAGUUGACUCGUCCUCCUCUUCCACGCCGGAUCCCAAGGGCGCUCGUGUCGAUGGAGAGCUGGAAGAUCGAUCAGCAAGGAUUGACGAGGAACGGCUAGCCGAUUGGCUGAGAAUGAUGCACGUCCCGUUACCCAAGACGUUGAAGGUCUUGAGGGCCUUCCUGACUAACCGAAUCCGAACCGAUCAUCCUCCUCCGAAUCCUCUCCUUCAAUCCUCUCCCGGACAGCUUUGUAAUCAUCAUCAUCUGAAGUAUCAAUUACUUGUUAAAAAUCUCUUGCGGCUUCCCACUUCUGCCGACUCCCUGUCUCCGCAAUCUGCUCGAAAAAACAUCGAUGAUCUUCGCAUGCAGUUCUUGAAACUUUUGGUCGAUAGUUGUUGUUCUAUUUCAUAGGAUUCUUAUGAUAUCAAUCAUCAUCAUCAUCGAUCUUGUCAUGUUCUUAUGUAUUUUUUCUUCUUUUUUUAAAAAAAAAUACUUUUUUGUCAUUUUACAUUUUAUUUUAUUUUCAAUUUCUUUAGUUUUUGGAACUUUCUUCCCUUGUUUUUUCUUGUUUUCGUAUGAUUUUCUUCAUUUUUUCUUUGCUGGAAAACUUGUGAUCUGAUGAUCUCAGUUGACCUUUUUUUUUCUCAUUCAUGUUGAUAUCACAGAUGCAUCAAUCACUUAAGUACAUCACUUACAUAAACCUAACACAAACCCAUGAAUGUUUUAGUGGGAUGGUGUAUCAAUAGUGGCUCACAAA
Messenger RNA from Puccinia graminis f. sp. tritici CRL 75-36-700-3, 5716 nucleotides. RefSeq lists its product as uncharacterized. The coding region runs from base 1 to 5370 and encodes 1789 amino acids. Gene Ontology annotation, biological process: metaphase/anaphase transition of mitotic cell cycle; anaphase-promoting complex-dependent catabolic process; protein K11-linked ubiquitination. The transcript has 5 exons. Gene Ontology annotation, cellular component: anaphase-promoting complex. The record is from RefSeq and is a predicted model, not a curated record. Gene Ontology annotation, molecular function: molecular adaptor activity. NCBI's taxonomy places the organism in Eukaryota, Fungi, Basidiomycota, Pucciniomycetes, Pucciniales, Pucciniaceae.